ACGAGUCUCUCAAGGCUCGCGAGUCGCGAUAAAAUGGCGACGAUCAGAGCCUUGUCUGUUAUCCUGCCCUUCCUUUCAACUAUAACGUUAUUAUGGCCUGAAUCUGGCGAAUGCAAUAAUGGUCGGAGGUCAGGAGAUGGCCUUGACACAGAUUUCAGCGGAUUAUCUGUGCCAAUCGAGCACUCCUUUGAAGUGGACGAUGUCCCCAGAUUUCGCCUUCGUGGUGCUCUACAGUUCAGGGGUGGAAGAGAGAGCAGCGUGUAUCUCUCUCAAAACCAACUCUCAGAGAAAGAUAGGAAUACACUUAAGGACGUGGCUGCAGUUGAUGGUUUAUAUAGGAUCCGUGUGCCUAGAGUGUCUCUGCAGGCAGAUCGGCAGUCAGAGAGACAACAUGAUGGUCACCUUACUGCAUUUGUCAGAGCUUGCUCAUUGGUGGAGUCCCAUCUCAGUGAUAUCAUCACUCUUCACACUGAUGUCAGCGGAUAUGUUAUCGGUAUUUCCAUAGUGACAAUCCCUGGGUCAUGUCGGGGGAUAGAGGUGGAAGAUGAAGUUGACCUGGAAGUCUUUAACACAACAAUAAGUGUUGUGGCACCAGUCACUGCACCUGUACCUGAAACGGCGCCUUACAUUGAGAGGAUGGAACAGGAAAUGGAAAAGAAAGGGAAAAACCCACAAGAACAGAAAUCCUUCUUUGCCAAAUAUUGGUAUUUGAUUCUGGGAGGAGCAGUGUUCCUCAUGGCCACCAAUUCAGCACAAACCCCACCAGGGGGCGCCAGAGAGCAGACCUGAUUUCAUUCAUUUCAAUGGAUGUACAUCGUCCCUCUUGUUCUUUUCCUGAUGAUGUCUGGAGCUCAAGAUCAGUCUGGAGGCGGAGGCGGAGGAGGUGCAGCCAAUGGUGGAGGACGAUGAUUCUCAUGCAACCGAAACUUGUGUUGUACAUAAUAAUUUAAAACAGAUUUUUGAAUUCAUUCACACAACUAAUGAUGGGAAUAAAUGUGGAAGAAAGAAUUGUUUCUGGAGAAAAGAUGUUAACUUAUAACUACGUUCUUGGAUUGCAUUUUUACUACUGAUUUAAUAAAACCUUUCGUGACUCUCACCAAAA
Triplophysa dalaica is the source of this 1102-nucleotide messenger RNA. RefSeq names its product ER membrane protein complex subunit 10 (gene emc10). Lineage: Eukaryota; Metazoa; Chordata; Actinopteri; Cypriniformes; Nemacheilidae. The transcript is spliced from 8 exons. Gene Ontology annotation, cellular component: EMC complex. Bases 34 to 789 code for a protein of 251 amino acids. The record is from RefSeq and is a predicted model, not a curated record.